Molecule: messenger RNA, 1053 nt
Organism: Otolemur garnettii (small-eared galago)
Lineage: Eukaryota; Metazoa; Chordata; Mammalia; Primates; Galagidae
Product: zinc finger protein 98-like
Exons: 2
Coding region: 118-1053 (311 amino acids)
Biological process (GO): regulation of DNA-templated transcription
Source: RefSeq, a predicted model, not a curated record
CGCCUUUUUUCAUUCCCGGAAUAUCCAGAUGUCUCUGCAGCAGCCUCUGUCACCCUGUGAGCUGCAGGUACUCGGAGAUCUGUAGGGACGACACCCGGACUUCCCGGAAGCUGGGAAAUGGAACUGCUGACAUUCAAGGACGUGUCUGUGGAGUUCUCUAUGGAUGAGUGGGCCUGCCUGGACCCUGCUCAGCAGACUUUGUAUCGGGAUGUCAUGUUGGAGAACUACAGACACCUGGUCUUCCUAGGUCUUACUCCAUCUAAGCCCCACCUCAUCACCUGUCUGGAGCAAAGCAGAGAAUCCUGGAAGGUGAAGACACACCAGACAGUAGUCAAGCACCCAGCAGUAUCUAACCAUCCUGAGCAAGACCAUUUGCAAGAUCUGGACACAAAUAUUUUAUUCCCAGAGAUAAUCCUAAGGAGAUAUCGCAACUGUGCACCUGACAAUUUAAACUUAACAAAAGACUGUGCAGGUGUGUCUGAGUGUAAGCAGCAGAAAGUAUGUGACAGUGGACUUGACCACUAUUUAAUGGCUACCCAAACCAAAACCUUCCAAUGUAGUAAAUGUUUGAAAGUCUUCACACAAUUGUCAAAUCUAGGUAGACAUAAGAUGAUAGAUACAGUAGGGAAAACAUUUCACUGUAUAAAGUAUGGGAAAGCCUCUAACCCAUGCUCACAUGUUAGUAAACAUGAGAUAAUUCAUAUUGGAGAAAAACAGUACAAACGUAAAGAAGGUAGCAGAGUCUUCAGAUGUUGCUCAAACCUGUCUAAGCAUAAGAGACGUCCUACUGGAGAAAAACUCUAUAAGUGGGAAAAUGAUGGCAAAUGUCUCCACAGAUCAAAAUAUUGUACCCAUGACAGUAUUGAUAUUGGAGGAAAACCCUGCAACUAUGAAGAAUGUGACAAACUUACCAAGCAAUACUCACAACUUUCUGGACAUCAAAGAAUUCAUUCUGGAGACAAACCCUGCAAAUGUCAAGAAUGUAGGGCUGAAGAGAGACAGGGUCAGAUAAUACUAGGAGAUCCUUUGUCCAUCUUAAAAGGAACAAAAUGA